Suncus etruscus (white-toothed pygmy shrew) is the source of this 2219-nucleotide messenger RNA. RefSeq names its product myotubularin related protein 2 (gene MTMR2). The transcript is spliced from 15 exons. Lineage: Eukaryota; Metazoa; Chordata; Mammalia; Eulipotyphla; Soricidae. Gene Ontology annotation, molecular function: phosphatidylinositol-3,5-bisphosphate 3-phosphatase activity. The record is from RefSeq and is a predicted model, not a curated record. Bases 63 to 2000 code for a protein of 645 amino acids. Gene Ontology annotation, biological process: dephosphorylation.
CCGCUUCCUUCGCGCGGGCGGGCCGGGGCCGCUGAGUCCGCUGCUGCUGCCCGGCCGCGGCCAUGGAGCAGGACCAGAGCGCGAGCUGCGAGAGCCUCGGCCCCGCGCCGGUCCCCGUGCGGCCGCCCAGCGCCGAGUCGCUGUCCAGCGCUUCUACCUCGCCCUCAGAGAGCUCCGUGCGUACCAAGUCGGCUUCCGUGGUGUCUUCGGACUCCCUGGCCACGUCUGCAGACAACUUUUCUCCCGACCUGCAGGUCCUGAGGGAGUCCAAUAAGCUGGCGGAGAUGGAGGAGCCGCCCUUGCUGCCCGGAGAGAGCAUCAAGGACAUGGCCAAAGAUGUCACGUACAUCUGCCCGUUCACGGGGGCCGUGCGAGGGACCCUAACUGUCACCAACUACAGGCUGUACUUCAAGAGCGUGGACCGGGAUCCCCCAUUUGUUCUGGAUGCUUCCCUCGGGGUGAUAAGCAGAGUGGAGAAGAUCGGUGGCGCUUCCAGCCGUGGUGAGAACUCGUACGGACUGGAGACGGCGUGCAAGGACAUCCGGAACUUGCGCUUCGCUCACAAGCCCGAAGGCCGCACCCGGAGGUCUGUGUUCGAGAACCUGAUGAAAUAUGCAUUUCCCGUCUCCAACAACCUGCCUCUGUUUGCAUUUGAGUACAAAGAAGAGUUCCCAGAGAAUGGCUGGCAGCUCUACGACCCCCUCACUGAGUACCGGAGGCUGGGAAUCCCCAACGAAAGCUGGAGGAUCACGAAGAUCAACGAGCGCUACGAGCUCUGUGACACGUACCCUGCUCUCCUCGUGGUCCCCGCCAACAUUCCUGACGAAGAGUUGAAGAGAGUGGCAGCCUUCCGCUCCCGAGGCCGCAUCCCGGUUCUCUCCUGGAUCCACCCCGAGAGCCAGGCCACCAUCACUCGCUGCAGCCAGCCUCUGGUGGGUGUAAGCGGCAAGCGGAGCAAGGACGACGAGAAGUACCUGCAGGCCAUCAUGGACUCCAACGCCCAAGCCCACAAGAUCUUCAUCUUCGACGCACGGCCCAGCGUCAAUGCUGUGGCCAACAAGGCCAAGGGCGGUGGCUAUGAGAGCGAGGACGCAUACCAGAACGCGGAGCUGGUGUUUCUGGACAUCCACAACAUCCAUGUGAUGCGGGAGUCCCUGCGGAAGCUUCGGGAAGUGGUCUACCCCAGCAUCGAGGAGGCGCACUGGCUUUCCAACCUGGAGUCCACCCAUUGGCUGGAGCAUAUCAAGCUGAUUCUGGCGGGGGCACUGCGCAUCGCAGACAGGGUGGAGUCGGGGAAGACGUCGGUGGUGGUGCACUGCAGCGACGGCUGGGACCGCACAGCUCAGCUCACCUCCCUCGCCAUGCUCAUGCUGGACGGCUACUACCGCACCGUGCGGGGCUUCCAGGUCCUUGUGGAGAAGGAGUGGCUGAGCUUCGGGCAUCGCUUCCAGCUGAGACUUGGCCAUGGAGAUAAGAACCAUGCAGAUGCAGACAGGUCGCCCGUCUUCCUUCAGUUCAUCGACUGCGUCUGGCAGAUGACGAGACAGUUUCCCACCGCAUUUGAGUUCAACGAAUAUUUUCUUAUUACCAUUUUGGACCACCUAUAUAGCUGCUUAUUUGGAACAUUCCUUUGUAACAGUGAACAACAGAGAGGAAAAGAGAAUCUUCCCAAGAGGACUGUGUCACUGUGGUCCUACAUGAACAGCCAGCUGGAAGACUUCACCAAUCCUCUGUACGGGAGCUACUCCAAUCACGUUCUGUACCCUGUAGCCAGCAUGCGCCACCUGGAGCUCUGGGUGGGCUAUUAUGUGAGGUGGAACCCGCGGAUGAAACCACAGGAACCCAUUCACAACAGAUACAAAGAACUUCUUGCGAAGCGAGCAGAGCUCCAGAAGAAAGUGGAGGAACUACAGAGGGAGAUCUCCAACCGCUCCACCUCGUCCUCCGAGAGGGCCAGCCCCCCCGCGCAGUGUGUCACGCCUGUGCAGACUGUGGUCUGAAGCAUACUGGGGACACUGCCAGACCCGACUGGCCGCAAGGGCAGCUUCAUUCAGCCCGAGACUGAGACCCGGUUCACGUCUGUAUUUAUUUCUAACCUACUUCUAAUCUACUAUCCGUUUAGAGUGAUAGUGGUGCCCGUGUGUACUCGAAUAGGACACUAAUCGUCUAAGUCUCCCCCUCCCCCCAAAGACUAUUAAAACCCUGGGACCAUGAGGAAA